GGGGCGGGGCCUUGCGUGGAGCCGCGCGCAGGAUCACGUGGCGGAAGAGGGCGCGUUCUGCUGUAGGUUUCCUCGGUGCCCAGAGUUGAGGUUUUGAUUUGGUGCUUCGCUUCCUUUCGCUCCCGUCGUGUCUGUUCUGCGCUUCUCAUACCACACGCAUGCUCUCUGUUGCAGCAGGGCAUGACUACAGGAUGUUACUUCAGGCGAUCUCUUGUGAUCCAUUUAUUAAAUACACCUCGAGUACCUGCUGCAUGUCGGGCACGGUUGGAAAAGCACUAGCAAGUAAACAAAUUUUAAAGGUCGUCAGGGGAGAAGUUUGUUAAAGGGUUUUCUAACCUGCUGGUGUUACUCUGUGACCAUUUUGCCAGACUUCUUCAGGAUGGCAUUCUGCAAACUGGACCUAGGAUUAAGAAUCAUCUGAUGUGCUUCUUAAAAAGUGUUAAAUCUCCGUCCUUCAUUACAUGUGCCCUCCCCCAGUUCACUUUGGUGUAGCCCAGGCAUCUUCAUUUUUAACAACCCUCCCAAGUGUUCUUAACAGGGGAAGCUGGUUUGAUAUUUCACUAACUGUUGAACCCUAAUUCGUCCUAGGUUAUAGUCUCAGGCAUAUUGAUGAGGGAGAGUGUCUAGUUAUUUUUUCCACAAGUAUUUAUCAAGUACAUGUGAGAUGGUUCUUGGGCUGACUAGACUUACUGAGUGGGUGGAAGCUGUUGUACAUUUUAAGGGUAUAGCUAAGAAUAAACAGGUGUAAGUGCCCUGGAGCAUAAUAAAAUAUUGUGGGCACAAUAAAGUAAUAUAACUAAUUUCAGGUAGUUCUGUAAAGACAAUAAGCAGUGGAAGUGGGGAAAUAAUUUUGAUUGAAUCCUCAAAAUAAGUCUGAGGAUAAACCAUCCAAACUGAGACAUACUAUGAUAUGGAUCUUAAAUGUCCCUCAAAGGUCCAUAUACUAAAGGUUUGGUUGCCUGCCUGUGGCACUCUUGGGAGGUGCUGAUAUCUUCAGGAGCUGGGGGGCCUAGUACACCCAAGUUAGUUCAUUGGGUGUGCCUUUACUGGGGUACUGGGACUCAGCCACUUUCCCUCCCCAUUUGCUUCCCCGCCUCUGUUAGCUGAAAAGAUCUCUGCCAAACACUCCAUGAUGUACUGUAUUGCCACAGACCCAAAGCACUGUGCAAAGCCCAUGGAAUGAAACUGUGAGCCAAAAUGAAUCUUUCCUUCUUUUAAGUUGUUUAUCUUAGGUAUUUGUUACAGCACAGGGAAGCUAACAUACCUAAAUUACAACAAGAAAUCACACGCAUAUGAAUCUAUACAGAAAGAUCCUUCUAGGAAGGGAUAAUUGCAAGUACAAUGGCACAUAUCCAGAGGGAUCAUUCUGUCAUGUAGGAACUAAGAGGCCAGUGUAGCUGGAGCUCAAAAAGCUAAGGAAGCAAGUACCAGACAAUACAGGGUCUUAGAGAUCAUGGUGAAGAGUCUAGUCUUGACCUUAAGGGAGGAUGGGUCUAUAUCUAGACAAGUCAACAAGUCAGACUGUUUUCAUGGUCCUGAUUCUGUCCACACUGUUCCUUGAAGUCCCCAGGCCUCCAGACUUUUGCAUUCGUUCUUCCCUCUUCCUAGAAAGCUCUGCCACUGCAUGACUCACACUCUAUUCUCUAAGGAUUGCAUCAAAUGUCACCUAUCUGUGGCCUAAUUCUCUCUCUACCCCUUAUUCACACCUCACUAUUCUAUUUUCUCCACAGAAUUUCUCUCUUUUAACACAUUUUGUGAUUUUCCUGUUAUCUCUUUGCUCAAUAGAAUGGAUGUUCCAUGGUGUUUUUAUUUCUGGCUAAAGAUAAUUAUCCCCAUGCUGAGAAAUUCCUGGCAUAUAGUGCUCAGAAAUUAGUUACAUGAGUCAGUGAAUGAAGGAAUGGUUUACAUAUCUUUUCCAUCAGAUCAAAGUACUCUAACCAAGAACUAACUUGAGUUAGUCUUUUGUGUUGCUAUAACAAAGUACCUGAGACUGCCUACUUUAUAAAAAAAGAGGUUUAACUCACAGUUCAGAGAGCGAAAGUCCAACAUUGGGUGGCCUUUGGUGAGAGCUACUUGGCUGCAUCACAGCAGAGUGGGAGGCUUUAAGGCAGUAGCAUGUGUUAGAGGAAAGCAGCACGUGCAGAAGAGAGAUGACAUGGCUAGAUAAGAAGCAGGAGAGCAAGUGGGGAAAGCCAGGCGCACCUCACAACAGCCCACUCUCGAGGGAACUCAUCCAGUCUGAGACCUGACCUACUGCCUGGAGAGGGAUUAACCUUUCUGAAGGUGCAUGCCCAGUGACCAGUGUACCUUACACUAGGCUUCGCCUCUUGAAGAUUGACCACCUCUUGUUACUGUACAUUGGGUACCAAAAUUGCAAGUGCCAAAGAGAUGGAUGAGACUGUUGCUGAGUUUAUCAGGAGGACCAUCUUGAAAAUCCCCAUGUAUGAAAUGAUGACAAUCUUAAAAGCCUGGGAUUUUUUAUCUGAAAACCAACUGCAGACCAUAAACUUCCGGCAGAGAAAGGAAUGUCUGGUUCAGGACUUGGUUCUGCUGUGUGAGGAGAAGUGUGCAAGUCUCAAUGACGCAGCCCUUUUAGACAUCAUUUAUACUCAAGUUCAUCGGCACCAAAAAGUUUGGGAUGUUUUUCAGAUGAGUAAGAAACCAGAUGAAGACAUUGAUCUUUUUGAUGUGGAACAAUUCAAAUGUUCAUUUAAGAAAAUUCUUCAGAGAGCAUUAAAAAAUGUGACAGUCAGCUUCAGAGAUGCUGAGGAGAAUGCAGUCUGGAUCCGAAUUGCUUGGGGAACACAGUGUACAAAGCCGAACCAAUACAAACCCACAUAUGUGCUGCUUUACCCCCAGACUCCCUAUGCCUUCACCUCCUCCAAGCUGAAGAGCUUUAUGCCCCUUCUGGGUCAGGCACUGACAGUUGCUAGCAAACACCAUCAGAUUGUGAAAAUGGACCUGAGAAGCCGACACCUGGACUCCCUCAAGGCUAUUGUUUUUAAACAGUAUAACCAGACCUUUGAAGAUCACAACUCUACAACACCUCUGCAGGAAAGAUGCCUGGAACUAGAUGUAAAUGUGGAUUCAAGGAUCAUUCAUGAAAACACAGUAGAAAAAGAGAGAGUCCAAAGAGUAACUCAAGAAACUUUUGGAGACUACCCUCAACCACAACUAGAAUUUGCACAAUAUAAGCUUGUAACAAAGUUCAAAAGUGACUUAAAUGGGGGCAUCUUGGCUGAGAGGAAAGAACCCCUCCGAUGCCUAAUAAAAUUCUCUAGCCCACAUCUUUUGGAAGCAUUGAAAUCCUUAGCACCAGCUGGUAUUGCAGAUGCACCACUUUCUCCACUGCUCACUUGCAUACCGAACAAGGGAAUGAAUUAUUUUAAAAUCAGAGACAAAUAAGAUAUAUAUGGUUUUGUAAGCCCAGUGACUCCUUGGCAAUGGUGCACAUAUAUUCCAGUUAAUGGCUAACUGGACAGCUUCUGGCUAUAAGCUUGUACUUUAGAAAUUAAUCCUUGGUAUUGAAAAUGUAGAAGUGUUCAUAUAAUUGUUGGGGCCAAUUUGUUCCUCCUUAUGCCUUCCCUCCCACUUUUCCUGCUAAAUAUAGUAGUUGUGGGCAUUUGAGAGGUGACAGCAUAUGUACAGGGCUCUGGAUUGACCUUGAGUGCAGAAUGCUCUGAAGCCAAGAAUAUGGCAUCAUGGCUGAUCCUGUUGGCAUCAUAUCUAGUGUCCUUCUUCCUGCUCCUGCCUCUACUUGAUCCUAGAGAGGUUCAGUUCAAUUGUUGGUGUCUAGGGAUAUUCUUUUAAGCCUUGAUCAAUUGAAAGGACCAUCAAGGAACUAUAGUUCCCAACUCAGAAAUUCUAGGAGAAUCUAAAAUUAGUCCAUUCAUAGUAGAGCUGGGUCCACAAAGUUAUUGUAGGAAGUUACAUAUCCAAUGACUCACUUAUAUAAAAUAAUUUUUUCAUUGUAAAUAUGAUACCUUUCAUAAUGUAUUUUAUCAUAUGUGUAACAUCCAAACUGACCAUUAUAAAACUGAUUUGUGAAUAAA
Sciurus carolinensis (gray squirrel) is the source of this 4052-nucleotide messenger RNA. It is a transcript of the gene Cenpn, whose product is annotated as centromere protein N. Bases 2389 to 3405 code for a protein of 338 amino acids. NCBI's taxonomy places the organism in Eukaryota, Metazoa, Chordata, Mammalia, Rodentia, Sciuridae. Gene Ontology annotation, biological process: chromosome segregation; CENP-A containing chromatin assembly. The transcript is spliced from 11 exons. The record is from RefSeq and is a predicted model, not a curated record.